AUGGACGGCGCUGUUGGUCAGGGCGGAUCUCUGCCCGGCUUUGGGGUUCUAGCUAUGUUUGCGUAUUCGCGGUCGUAUAUCGUAAGAAAGGAUGAAAAAUUUGAUUUUGACAUACAUUAUAGAACUCACACUGGCGAAAAGCCUUAUGAAUGUGACGUGUGUCAACACAGAUUUAAUAAGAGGAGUAGUUUAAAAAGACACCUUAGAACUCACACUGGUGAAAAACCUUAUGAAUGUGACGUGUGUCAACGCAGAUUUAAUGAGAGGAGUAGUUUAAAAAGACACCUUAUAACUCAUACUGGUGAAAAACCUUAUGAAUGUGACGUGUGUCAACGUCGAUUUAAUGAAAAGAGUAGUUUUUUAAAACACCGUAGAUCUCAUACUGGCGAAAAACCUUAUGAAUGUGACGUGUGUCAAUGUCGAUUUGUUCAGAAGGAUCAUUUAACAAAACACCGUAGAACUCACACUGGCGAAAAACCUUUUGAAUGUAACGUGUGUCAACGCAGAUUUAAUACGAGGAGUAGUUUAAAAAGACACCUUAUAACUCAUACUGGUGAAAAACCUUAUGAAUGUGACGUGUGUCAACGCAGAUUUAAUGAUAGGAGUAGUUUAAAAAGACACGUUAGAACUCAUACUGGUGAAAAACCUUAUGAAUGUGACGUGUGCCAAUGUCGAUUUAAUAUGAAGAGCACUUUAUUAUCACAUCAUUUAACUCAUACUGGAUAA
Molecule: messenger RNA, 726 nt
Organism: Amyelois transitella
Lineage: Eukaryota; Metazoa; Arthropoda; Insecta; Lepidoptera; Pyralidae
Product: zinc finger protein 436-like
Exons: 2
Coding region: 1-726 (241 amino acids)
Biological process (GO): regulation of transcription by RNA polymerase II
Cellular component (GO): PcG protein complex; transcription regulator complex
Molecular function (GO): DNA-binding transcription factor activity, RNA polymerase II-specific; RNA polymerase II cis-regulatory region sequence-specific DNA binding
Source: RefSeq, a predicted model, not a curated record